This is a messenger RNA of Ylistrum balloti, 1862 nucleotides long. RefSeq names its product methylcrotonoyl-CoA carboxylase beta chain, mitochondrial-like. The transcript is spliced from 17 exons. Gene Ontology annotation, molecular function: methylcrotonoyl-CoA carboxylase activity. Gene Ontology annotation, cellular component: methylcrotonoyl-CoA carboxylase complex; mitochondrion. Gene Ontology annotation, biological process: L-leucine catabolic process. The record is from RefSeq and is a predicted model, not a curated record. The coding region runs from base 30 to 1721 and encodes 563 amino acids. NCBI's taxonomy places the organism in Eukaryota, Metazoa, Mollusca, Bivalvia, Pectinida, Pectinidae.
CCACACUCUCAUUCGAAGAGAAGUGAAAGAUGCUGCCGCGUAAUUUGGUCCGGCUGGGAUUCCGUAAUGAGAUUAAACGACAAUGCAGGCGACGUUUUCACGUAGAUGAGGCGGCACCGAUAGGGACACGACCUGACACGUCAUCUUCGGAUUACCAGGAAAAUUAUGAGCGAAUGCAGGCUUUGGUUAAAGAUUUGCGGGACAAGGUUUCCACCAUAAUGCAAGGAGGAGGGCCAAAGGCUGUGGAAAGACAUUUAUCUCGUGAUAAACUUCUUCCACGUGACAGAAUCAACACGCUUCUCGAUCCAGAGUCACCAUUUCUGGAGCUGAGUCAGAUGGCUGGUUACAAACUUUAUGGAAAAGAAGAGGUGCCUGCUGGUGGUAUUAUCACUGGUAUUGGUCGUGUAGCAGGGGUGGAAUGUCUGAUUGUGGCCAAUGAUCCGACUGUAAAGGGUGGUUCCUACUAUCCUGUGACUGUCACAAAACAUCUCCGCGCACAAGAAAUUGCUCAACAGAACUUCCUCCCUUGUAUAUAUUUAGUUGACUCCGGGGGAGCCAAUUUACCUCGCCAGGCUGAUGUAUUUCCUGAUCGUGAUCAUUUUGGCCGCAUUUUUUUCAACCAGGCCAGAAUGUCUUCCCUGGGAAUUCCACAGGUAGCCGUGGUGUUGGGUAGCUGUACUGCAGGAGGUGCUUAUGUACCAGCCAUGGCAGACGAGAGUGUCAUUGUCAGAAAGAAGGGCACCAUCUUUCUAGGAGGCCCACCGCUGGUUCGGGCUGCCACAGGAGAAGAGGUUUCUGCUGAGGAUUUGGGUGGUGCAGAUCUACACUGUAGUAAAUCGGGAGUAACUGACCACUAUGCCCAGAAUGACCAGCAUGCCUUACAUAUAGCCCGGCGCAUCAUCAAGAACAUCAACUACAAGAAGGACCCUAAGGUGACAGUGGAGCGACCAGAAGAUCCUGUUCACCCUAUGGAUGAGCUGUAUGGUAUCGUGGGUGACAACUUAAAGAAAACGUUCGAUGUCAGAGAGGUGAUAGCACGUAUAGUAGAUGGAAGCAGGUUUGAUGAGUUUAAAGCGAUGUACGGAGAAACCCUUGUCACAGGAUUUGCCCGUCUUUGGGGUUACCCCGUUGGCAUCAUAGGCAACAAUGGCGUGCUCUUCUCUGAGUCUGCUCUGAAGGGUACCCACUUUAUUGAACUGUGCUGCCAAAGGAAUAUACCCCUCAUCUUUCUACAGAACAUUACUGGUUUCAUGGUCGGUCGAGAAGCUGAGGCAGGCGGUAUCGCUAAAAAUGGUGCUAAAAUGGUUACGGCCGUGGCUUGUGCUAAAGUUCCGAAGUUUACAGUGAUCAUUGGCGGAUCCUACGGAGCAGGCAAUUACGGAAUGUGUGGUAGAGCUUAUGGGCCUCGGUUCUUAUACAUGUGGCCCAACUCCAGGAUCUCUGUGAUGGGAGGAGAACAAGCAGCAAACGUGCUGGCUCAGAUUACACGAGAACAGCGACAUCGAGAAGGCAAACAGUGGACAGAGGAAGAGGAGCAAGCUCUUAAGGCUCCAGUCAUUCAAAAAUAUGAAAAAGAGGGUCAUCCUUACUUUUCCAGUGCAAGGCUAUGGGAUGAUGGCGUGAUAGAUCCAGUAGACACACGUACUGUCCUCGGACUCAGCAUCAGUGCUUCCUUAAAUGCUCCUCAGGAAAAGACAUUGUUUGGGGUCUUUAGGAUGUGAAGUGAUGUUUUGACUUAGAAGAAGAUAGAUGUCGUAAUUUGUUCUAGCAUCAACAGAUCCCAUCUUUAAUUUAUCAUUUGUUUACAACAUUCUAUUUGAAGAUUUAUGUAAAGUGUGUAAGGCCCCUGAGUGACAUGAAGA